ACAGAUAUUAAAAUUCCUACUUUAAACUUCAAUUAACCUCAAGCAUUUUCUUGCCUAUAAGAAGGGCCAUUUCUCAUUCGUGAAGUUGGCAAGCCUAAGAGGAAGGUAGAGAAGAGAAAAAUAGUAGAGACAAACAAUGGGAGCUUUGUGCAAUGUGUUAAACAAAGUGAAACCAUACCUUGCAAUGGUCUCCCUGCAGUUUGGAUAUGCAGGGAUGUACAUAGUCUCCAUGGUUUGUUUGAAGCAUGGCAUGAGCAAUUUCAUCCUCGCCACCUACCGACAUGUCGUCGCCACCAUUGUCAUUGCACCCUUUGCCUUUGUUCUCGAAAGGAAAAUAAGGCCAAAGAUGACCCUCCCUAUCUUCCUCAGGAUCGUAGCUCUUGGUUUCCUUGAGCCAGUGCUUGACCAAAACUUAUAUUAUCUGGGAAUGAAGUUGACGACAGCAACAUAUUCGUCAGCUUUUGUCAACAUGCUUCCUGCUAUUACCUUCAUAUUGGCAAUGAUUUUCAGGUUAGAGAAGGUGAAUGUGAAGAAGAUAAGAAGUGUAGCUAAGAUCAUUGGAACAGCAAUCACAGUCGUAGGCGCAAUGGUGAUGACUUUAUACAAAGGUCCCAUUAUUGACUUCAUCAAGUCAGGGGGAGCCACCGACCAUGGAACCACGGCCGAAUCCACCGAUAAACAUUGGGUUACUGGCACAAUUCUGCUUCUUGGAAGCAUCUGCAGCUGGUCUAGCUAUUUUAUUUUGCAAUCUUUCACAUUGAAGCAGUACCCUGCAGAGCUCUCUCUUACAGCAAUGAUAUGUUUCAUGGGGAUGGUUGAAGGUGCAGGCUUGUCGCUUGUCAUGGUUCGCGACCUAAGCGCGUGGAAAAUCGGUUGGGACUCGAGGCUUCUUGCUGCAACAUACUCAGGAAUAGUAUGCUCCGGCAUCGCGUAUUACGUGCAAGGAGUCAUGAUCAGGCAACGAGGGCCGGUUUUCGUAACAUCUUUCAGCCCUCUAUGUAUGAUCAUCACUGCUGUAUUAGGGGCCAUUAUUUUAGCAGAAAAAAUCCACCUUGGAAGCAUUCUUGGAGCCAUUAUCAUAGUCACAGGCCUUUACACAGUGGUGUGGGGAAAAAGAAAAGAUGUGAAAUACUCAAAAACAGAUGAAAAGGGCAAUGCCCUGCAGGAAUUGCCCAUCACUGUUGAUGAUGGGAUCAACGGAGUUGCCAAAAUUGUUACUAUUCCAGCUUCAAAGACCCAAUUCGCCACUCAAGGAACAUAAAUAUUGUUGCCUUCCAAGUGCUUGAUUAAAUUCCUAGCAGACCAGCAAACCAUAAAAAAAUUACUAUGUAACCAUCCCCUCAUCUCUCUCUCUAUAAGCUGCUCUGCAUUUUAAUUGUACUCUUGAUGCUUCUAAAUUUGGUCAAGUAAAAAUUAAGUUUGCCUA
Messenger RNA from Hibiscus syriacus, 1426 nucleotides. RefSeq names its product WAT1-related protein At4g08300-like. The transcript is spliced from 7 exons. Gene Ontology annotation, molecular function: transmembrane transporter activity. Lineage: Eukaryota; Viridiplantae; Streptophyta; Magnoliopsida; Malvales; Malvaceae. The coding region runs from base 137 to 1261 and encodes 374 amino acids. Gene Ontology annotation, cellular component: plasma membrane. The record is from RefSeq and is a predicted model, not a curated record.